This is a messenger RNA of Gymnodraco acuticeps, 415 nucleotides long. RefSeq names its product cAMP-dependent protein kinase type I-alpha regulatory subunit-like. The record is from RefSeq and is a predicted model, not a curated record. NCBI's taxonomy places the organism in Eukaryota, Metazoa, Chordata, Actinopteri, Perciformes, Bathydraconidae.
GUGAAACGUCCAGGCGGAAGUGGUGGUUUCAAGAAGGAAAACAAUCAGAACCACGUCAUUUGAUAUUUGGUAAAGAUGUUUUUAUUGUUUGCUGUGUGAAUAAUGGCACACUGUCCUGCAUGACUUAGUGUCAGCCUGGGUCGUGUUUCCGUCUGUUACCGUUCAUUAUUCACCUUGUUUUCAGACGAGGCUGUCGUGCUAACUGUUAGCUCGCUAAGCUAAUGAUUGUGGUCACAAGACAAAAAUGGCCUCGAGCACAAGCGGUGAGGAGGAGCGUAGCCUCCGAGAGUGCGAGCAGUAUGUCCAGAAACACAACAUCCAGAAGCUGCUCAAGGACUGCAUCAUCCAGCUGUGCACCACCCGGCCCGACCGUCCCCUGGCCUUCCUCAGGGAUCACUUCGACAGACUGGAGAAG